Messenger RNA from Dendronephthya gigantea, 2317 nucleotides. RefSeq lists its product as uncharacterized. The transcript is spliced from 4 exons. The record is from RefSeq and is a predicted model, not a curated record. Lineage: Eukaryota; Metazoa; Cnidaria; Anthozoa; Malacalcyonacea; Nephtheidae. The coding region runs from base 95 to 1936 and encodes 613 amino acids.
CCAAAGAGAUGAUCCAGAAGUAAUCGGGGUGACUGAAACAACGGGCAGAAUCGAAACACAACCUGAUAAUCAGCAAAUAUCGUUUGGUGAGGAAAUGGAAAAUAGUCAAAUAAAAAGAACAGUUACAACAGUUAAAACAGAAUCGGUCGUGUUAUGCGAAUCCAGUGAUCAGGAUAUUGAGUUUGAGGGAUUUUCUACAGAACAGGGGACAAGAUUAGCGGAACUUGAACAGAAAGACACCAAAAUAGAUGAAUAUAGCGAAAAGCUAAGCAUGGAAACUGAAAGUUCGAAAGGUGAAAAUUUGCCUACUGAUCAAGAAGAUAUAAUUCAAGACGUGGAAAAAAUUGAAUUGAAUUAUAGUCAGCCGGAGACCGAUAUAUCUACUGAAAAUAAACAGGACAAUGGAUCCGGAACAAAAACAACAAUAACUAAGGUGAUAACUCGAACGGUAGAAACAACACCGAUGCCGAGCACUGACCUGGACGAUAGUAGAUUAACGGAAAUUAUUAGAAAAAUUGAAAACAAAGAGCUGGAAGAGGGAGUUGAUGUAACCACAAAGGAACAUGAACAGGAUGGUGUAAAGACAUCAGUUACGACUGUUGUUACACGUAAAGAAGAAACACUACCUAUGGAGUUCUCGGAAGAGAAGUAUAAAGAAUUCAUUCAACAAUUCGAAGCUAUCGAACCAGGACGUAGUGUAUCUGAUGAUAUAGAUAAGGGUGCUAAAACUGUGGAAGAGAAAAUAACUACGUCAGAAGACGGAACGGUCAAGACAAUAACAAGGAUUGAAAGAUGUAGUAUUGAGCGGGAGCCAGUUGUGGUUUUUGGAGGCGAUACAGAUGUAACAAAAGAAAUUCUUGAAAGAACAGAGAGAUAUAUCGAAAGAGGGCCUUCAAUAGAAUACCAAGAACACGAGGAUGAACAGGUGGUGCACGGGGUAACCGCAGAGAUACGAGAAGUGGAUAUAUUGGAGUCAAAAACGGAGUUAGCUUUAUUAGGGGACUUCCAAGCACGAGUUCUACUGGAACACAAUAAAUGUCGUUAUAUUCAUUACUCUCAACCUCUCACCUGGUCUGAUAAACUCGCGAAAGACGCUCAAAUUUGGGCUGUUCACCUUGCUGAAAGUGGAUGCCUCAAACACUCUACAUCCUCCGAUUAUGGCGAGAAUGUGGCUUAUUCUUCCGAACUAUUGGACGGUUAUGAUUUAUCGCAGCUGUGGUACGACGAGAUUAAACACUACAGCUUCCUAAAAUCUGGUUUUACUACUCAAACUGCACAUUUCACUCAAAUGGUGUGGGCUGAUACGCUAGAGAUUGGAGUGGGAAUGGCGCUGGCACCUGAUGGCACUUCCUACUACGUUGCCAGAUACAAUCCUCCGGGGAAUAAGCUUGGCUACUUUGAAGAAAAUGUUCUUUUUCCAAGAGAGAAUGCAGUGGAAGGUCGACCAAGGAAAAAAAAGUCAUCAACUAGUCCACCCAGUCCACCUAAUGAGAUUGAAACCAUUAAACACGAUUGCUUAGUGACCCACAACUACCAUCGAUUUCAACAUGGUGCCGAAGAACUCAGUUGGUCGCCAAUGCUCGCUGUUGAAGCACUGCAUUGUGCAGAAAGAGUCAUUCGCACUGGCUCCAUCCAAAGCAGCGAGACAAAUGACCGUGGUGAAAAUAUAGCGAUGUCGAGCGAUCGAUCCUUUGAUGUAAAAGCAGCUAUUGAAUUAUGGUACAACGAAGAGCGGGAAUAUGAUUAUGAUUCCCCUGCAUUUUCUUCACUCACAAGAAAUUUUAGUCAAAUGUUAUGGAAAGACUGCAAGGAGGUAGGAAUGGCCUUGGCACGGAGUGAUGAUGGAGAAUUGGUUGUUGUCGUGGCAAAAUAUUAUCCUGCAGGAAAUGCAGUUGGCUUGUUCCAGAAUAAUGUUUUCCCAAAGUCAGAAAGAUAAAGAGAUGAUGUCACAUUAAAAACUGCAUGCAAUGGAAAAAUGCUAGAUGAUGACAGCCAAUAAACAAUGGACAGUCGUAGAUAAAAAUAUUUGGAUGUUUUAUUCUGUUGAACUUCCGUUAAAUGAUAUUUAGUAUAAUUUUGCGAAACCAGAAACCAUGUUAGGUCAAUUGCAAUAAGAUUAAUGAGCAUAUUUUAGCUUAGAAGAUAUAAAUGUUCAGUUUAUUGAUUUUUUAGAAUUGUUUUAUCAAAAUUGAGUAUAAUUAUUUAUAAGGAUAUGAUUAUUUUAAGAUGAUGUGAAAAGGCCAUGAGAAUAUAUUAAAUUUAUAUUUCAAUAAUCAAACUAUAGAUCUGUAGUAAAACUAGUUAAAGUAAAAUAAAA